AUGGCUAUGAACGCGAUGACUGGGGCUUCUGUGGCAUCUUUCGACGUGCCUUUUGUGCAAAUCACGGACGUACAGGCCUCGCGGCCUACCAAGGUAAGCAGCACCUACAGCGACCUCACGCCAGAGGCAUACCUAGGUCGUAUUGGCGGUGUCCCAACUACGGCCGCGCAUGAGAUAUGGGCAGCAGCGCACAGCCUGUCAAUGUAUCUAUCGAGUGCCCGAACGGAAGAGCAAAAGCGUGUCGAGCUUGGUCGGAACCUGGUUCGGCUGUGCAUGCGGCACCGGGAGACGCUCCUGAAACACACGGUGAACAGCUCCCUGGAGGCCUGCGUCGUAUGUCGCAACGUGUCGGUCCAGCAGGGCUCCAUCAACGGUAAGUUCUCCUGCUGCUGGUUCCACCCAAAGAAUGCGCAGCAGGCCCUGCUGACACGACUGGAGGUAAUCGGCGAUUAUCUCUACAAGUCCCCGGAGGACUUGAGUGACGAGGUGAUUCUGAAGCUGUUUGGCUCGAUGUAA
Grosmannia clavigera kw1407 is the source of this 516-nucleotide messenger RNA. RefSeq lists its product as uncharacterized. The coding region runs from base 1 to 516 and encodes 171 amino acids. NCBI's taxonomy places the organism in Eukaryota, Fungi, Ascomycota, Sordariomycetes, Ophiostomatales, Ophiostomataceae. The record is from RefSeq and is a predicted model, not a curated record. The transcript has a single exon.